UAUCACAUGGAAACAGUUGCGGCCGCAAGGAAAGCCAUUUCUAUCCCGGUGGCGUCUUCAUCGAGCCCAGUUUUGAAAGUUGGCCGUCUCACGGUGCCGUGCGAUUUCAUAACUACAGCGCCUCCUACAGACCCGGUGUAACCGAUGAUGCACUAAAGAACAUUUCAUUCCACGUGCAGCCUGGAGAGAAGGUGGCUAUUGUGGGCAGGACUGGCGCAGGAAAAUCGUCCAUUAUACUCGCGUUAUUGCGUAUGAUUCCGUGCACAGCUGGUUCUAUCACUAUCGACGGUGCUGACAUCUCUUACGUACCACUGAAGAUACUACGUUCUGCAAUCAGCGUCAUUCACCAGGACCCGUCACUGUGGUCUGGAACACUGCGUGAAAUUUUGGACCCUGAAUGCUGCAGCUCAGAUGAAGAACUCUGGCGAGUUCUUCGCAGCGUCCAGUUGAACAAGUUUGUCGAAAACAGCGUUGAUGGCCUCUCAAUGUCCAUAGAAGAAAACGGUGGUAACCUGAGUGCGGGCCAGCGUCAACUGGUCUCACUAGCCCGUGCACUCCUGCGAGGGACGAGGAUUCUUGUUCUCGAUGAAGCAACAUCCCAAAUGGACCAGGAGACAGACCGCAGAGUGCAGGCAACGCUAAGAAAGAACUUCGCCCAUUGCGCCGUAAUUACUGUGGCGCACCGCAUCGACACCAUACUUGAUUACGACAGGGUGGUGGUAAUGGGCGACGGUCAAGUUUUGGAAUCAGGAUCGAUCCGGCACCUUCUCACCGACAGAAAUUCUAAAUUUAGGAAUAUGUUGCAAAGUUCAGGCAUAGAUCCUGACAGGUAACAUAAUUUACCAAGUUGCCAUCUCUGAAAAAAGUUUGUCUAUUGAGUCUGCUUACAAGGUCCAAGUAGAGACCAGCUACUAUAAUAUACUUCCUGCAAGUAGUGGCUAAGUGAAAGCUAGCUUUCACAAAUAAGAGCAUCUGUUGUUUCUUCAUGCAGUGGCACUGACAGGUGGAUUUCUGAAGAAAGUGUGUUUGUAGGACGUUUUUACCCACUAUAUGAAGAGAGCAUAUUGCGCGAUGUCUGACCAGGAUAAACAUAACCUAAACCAAUAUCACUAAAUACAAGAAACACAAGAAAUAUGAACACAAUAAAGAAAACAAGAGUAAAUAAACAAAAAUAUCAGCCUAAAAUAAAUGAAAACCAAGAAAUAUGGAGCGGCAGCCAAUAGUUUAAGAGACCACAAAAAAAUGCCUAUCGAAAGAUUGACUCUUCCAACCUGGGCUAGCCAUUUCAUGCCAUUGUUAUUAUCCAUUCUCAUUCAAACUUUCAUAGUGUGUCCAAAUGCGUAUAUAGCCGUGAGCAUCCUUUGUUAUGUACUGCAUCAUACCAGUGAUGUAAUGUAAUCAUUGUGUUUGACGUGACAAAUUCAUGAUGAGAUUAGGCACGCUAUAGUGGGUGACUCUAGAUUCAUUCUAAUCACGUGGGGAUGUUUAAGUAGCGCUAUCAAUUCUAUAUUUGCCCUAUAUCUAACACCCUCUAGGAAGCAUGAUGAGAGACUUUGACAUGAGUUUUUCAAAGUGCAUACGUGAUAUGGCUGUUUUGCUGAAAUAAUAGAGUGAAAUCGACUGCCUGCCAGCACAGCUCGCUUACUGGAUAAUGAUGUGUUUACGGGUGGUAUUUUGAAAUUUUGUACUAUCUUGUGGUACAGUUAAUCUUUCUACUUAGUGUUUUAUCAAAGAGU
Rhipicephalus sanguineus (brown dog tick) is the source of this 1736-nucleotide messenger RNA. RefSeq names its product multidrug resistance protein mrp-7-like. Lineage: Eukaryota; Metazoa; Arthropoda; Arachnida; Ixodida; Ixodidae. Gene Ontology annotation, molecular function: ATP binding; ATPase-coupled transmembrane transporter activity; ATP hydrolysis activity. Bases 252 to 833 code for a protein of 193 amino acids. Gene Ontology annotation, cellular component: membrane. The transcript is spliced from 5 exons. Gene Ontology annotation, biological process: transmembrane transport. The record is from RefSeq and is a predicted model, not a curated record.